This is a messenger RNA of Arthroderma uncinatum, 504 nucleotides long. RefSeq names its product ARP2/3 complex subunit Arc18. Gene Ontology annotation, molecular function: actin filament binding. The transcript is spliced from 4 exons. The record is from RefSeq and is a predicted model, not a curated record. The coding region runs from base 1 to 504 and encodes 167 amino acids. Gene Ontology annotation, biological process: regulation of actin filament polymerization; Arp2/3 complex-mediated actin nucleation. NCBI's taxonomy places the organism in Eukaryota, Fungi, Ascomycota, Eurotiomycetes, Onygenales, Arthrodermataceae. Gene Ontology annotation, cellular component: Arp2/3 protein complex; cytoskeleton.
AUGCCUGCAUACCACUCUAUCUUCCUCGAUGAGGAGGGAGUGCAGACGAUAGGAAACUUCCCUAUCCUCCCCCUCCGCACUCGCACACGUGGACCGGCAUAUACACUACCACUUCUGCCCCCAGGAUCCUCCGACAUCGACAUCGACCCAGAUAGCGAAUCAUAUGACUGUCUUGAUGAAGUUCUCUCCCUAUACCGGGCGAAUACGUUCUUCCGGAAUUUUGAAAUUAAGGGUCCUGCAGACCGGAUGAUGAUUUACGGCAUAUUAUUUGUGAGCGAGUGUCUGGGGAAAGUCAAGCCAAACAUGGCGUCGAGGGAAGCGGAGAAGGCUCUUAUCAACGCCUCCCUAGACCACUUUGCGAUACCGGGUGACGCAGCAUUUCCCCUCAACCAAGCAUUUGAGCCUCCAAAGGAUCGUCAAGAUGCUGAGGCUUUGAGACAGUAUGUUAACAUUACCCCCCACGACUUUAUAUCCAUUACCCAUGUCUUUGAAAUACCCAUGUAG